AUGGAGGCGAUCGACGACAUUCUGGAUUGCCAUUCAGGAGAAUUGCAGCGCAUUAACAUAAAAAAGGUGUUGAAGGAGGUGUUGAAGAACAGCAGUUCCAGUGUCAUCCCCAAGAAAGACAUUGAGGCGCAUCAGUUACUUCGGAAGUGUUUACGCGAUGAAGUUUGCUCUUUCCGGUAUUUCAUCAACAUCCUGCUCGACAGAGGCCAUGAGAGUCUUGCUACCACACUGGAAAAAGGUGGGUUUGGGAUCGGAUGGAUGUCCCCUAAGACGCAUUUCCACCAGUUCACCAGUUGGAGUGAAGUCCGCCUGGUUAAUAGUCCUCCCGCGGGAACAUCCACUCUCGCUCGAGACACACAUGCGCCAGGUGAAUUCCACCGGCUGGGACAUCAGUCCAGUUCAAAACCAUCUCCUGUCCAUCUGAUAAGGAAUGAUGAAAUCCUCAACUUCAGGGACCCAUUGAUGGGGAGAAAAGAAUUGCACGAGGAGUUGAAAAGGCAAAGCAGUCAGACGAGGGGAGAACAGGACUUCCCAAUUUAUCGUCUUCCAUUCCGGUCGAUCACAGCAAAAGAUCAAUACAGAUUGGGUGAAGAUGAAGGCGAACUGUGUCUGACUGUCCUACUACUCGGUUUAAUUGGAUCAGGGAAGUCGAUGCUGAUGGAGGUGCUGGGGAAUUACGGGCUGGGAGUGGAUUUCCUGGAUCGCUAUCGAUUCCAGGUGAAAGAGGACGGACCCACAGAAAAAAUCAUAUCCCACACCUUUUUCACCAGGGAUAAGAGCAGGUUCCCUCGUCCAGUCACCUUCAUCGACACGCCGGGUUUCCAAAGGGGGAAGCCAGAGAUGGACCAGAAGUUAGUGGAAGACAUCCGCGCUUACAUCUGCUCCAAGCACGAGCAGGGCAUCCACGCCAUCAUUUAUGUCGUCCCCGGCUCUCAGGGAAGAUUGACAGCUGAACAAAAAAUGGUGUUGAGAACCAUGGCACAAAUCUUGGGAGAGGAAACUGACGAGAUCUCGUAUUUGUUUUGUACAUUCGCGGACAGCAAACGUCUCCCUGUCCUUGAAUCAGUGAAAGAGGCCGGAUUCAGAUGCAAGAUCCAUUUCCCCGUGAACAGUUCCUCCUACUUUGCCAAAGAUAAAGUAGAGGAGAUGGACGAGUCUUCCAGCGACGAGAGCAAUAAUUACCCUGAAGAAGGAGCGAAAGCUGGAUCCAUUGACCAAUUGCUGUGGAAUAUGACAACUGACGGCAUUUGUAAAUUUAUCGAGGACAUUCAGAGGAAUAAGCCAGUCUCCAUACAACCACCACCAGGUCCACCAGGUGGUGGAGAGAAAGAAAGACCAUGUAAUCAGGCCGUUAAAACAGGAAAACCCGAUAAUAAUUCAGGUCAAAACAAGAUACCGGAUCACCAAAAGGAAAUUAACUCGACAAGAAUAAGAAAUGAGGUCAACAACGGACCUCCAAGUAAAAGAGAACCUUCUGUGAAUAAUCAAGAAAAUGUAAAGGCCAAGAAAGAGAGAAGACCUGACAACGGUCGAGAAUUGAGUGCUGAUAAGGAGGUGGCAUCCUCCGGUACGGAAAGGACAAUACAGAAGGAGCAAGGGUCUUGUGAUGGGCACAAUGCUCAAAGCAAUAAAGAAGCGAAGAAAAAUGAUAAGAAAAACUCCUUCAGAGGGAAACGCAUAUCGAAGGUGGACACGGGGCCUGAAAACUCCGGAACGACGCAGAAAAUGGAAGGAACCUAUGGAAGGAGCUGCUACCGCUGGAUGUUGAAAAUCUUCAGGUUUGAAGUCAUGUUGUUUCGAGUGGUGGGUGUUGGUCAUGCUCCUCCCUUAUGCAAGUUUGCUCGCCUGGGAAUGGUAUCCUUGCCUCCAAAUUGGCUGGGACAGCUCUCAAAGACGACAGCCACCUAAUAUCACGGCUAUGGUUUAUAAUGGAACUUCUAGUAUAGUUGAACAUUUUAAUUGGAUUCAAAACUUCUUCUGCAACUAUUUCCAGGAGGUAAUACAUACAUAUAGAGCAAAGGAUGAGAAUAUUGAAGGAAAUGCGGAUGGACAGGACCGAUGACCCUUUACUGCAUCUCUAGGACUCCAUCUCUAGGAAAAAGGAAAACUUCAAGCAUAAAUUGCAAUUAUUAUUUAAUUAUCUCGAUUGCAAGGGUUUUGCAUCGUUUUUUAAAAUGGCAC
Molecule: messenger RNA, 2181 nt
Organism: Darwinula stevensoni
Lineage: Eukaryota; Metazoa; Arthropoda; Ostracoda; Podocopida; Darwinulidae
Source: the annotation of a GenBank genome assembly